AUGAGGACGACGGCGGAAAGAUUCUCUCUUGAUCGUGCCACCACGUCAGUGCCUGUCCGCAAAGUACGGUUCAGCGAAGCUAGCAAACUGCAAUUUCGGGCGCGAGCACAAAGACUCGCCGCUCGAGGCACUCUCCGAGCUCCGACCCUUAAGGAAGGCCAGAUGUUGAAGGCUGAAAAGAUGUUAGUGCGGGUGGAGAUCACACAACAAUCUUUGAGAAACGGAUUUGACGAAAGGACCAGUCAAGGAGUUGAAACCAGGAGCACGGAUGACUGGCGUGAAUUCAUGGUUGUCACCCGCAGCCAUGUGGAAGAUGAUGCUUCGGCAGUGCUGCAGCUCUACAAAUCACGCGUGAUAGCCGCGUCUGCUACUGAAAAGGUCAAAUCCAAGCCGAAGAUAGAGAUCCCAUUGAGCAGGAAGCGGACAAAAGUCAACAUUUAUUCUUCCCUGGAUAAGACACUGUGCGUGUGGCAUGCAGAGGGAUCGAAGACAACAAUAUACUACUUACGUGCUCAGUGUGGUGCCUCUGCCGUGGAGUGGUACACCUCCCUUGAGAACUUGCUCGGACACGACCGCGCACAAACGCUACAGGUUUAUAUACCUCACUUCUGUGUCAGUCUUCGUCUUGAAAAUCCAUUCUCAUUGCUCGAGGCUUCCGACGCGCUGUCGAAAGCGGCAGAGGGAAAUGAAGAGGCUCUGAUGCAAGCUAUGGUUGAUGAGAAGAGCGUUGCUGGCGCUAUCGUAGCAAGAUGCCUGGAGAUGCUCAAGGAUAUGCCCGAAUGGUCAGAUGUGCUUCGCGAAUGGGUAGAACACGAGAAAAUUGGACUGGCAUGGAAACGUUAUGAUCGACUCGAAUGGGUUUACGGAGCCGUUGAACAGAAGAUGUACGGUACCAUCGCCAUGCAGAGGACACACGACCUGGAGCUUCGGCCCAAGGAUCAUUAUCCAGACCACACUCGACUUGCAGACGGAACAUCAGUGGAGGAACCUGCGCCCAUAGAAGGGUUCUUGAUCCGCCUCACAUCUCAGAAAGGUCAAGAACGAAGUCUAGGCAGACUGCUGUUCAAGCGCCUAUACUUCACGUCGCAGAGCCAAUACCUACUUUUUCUUCGCCCUACAAAAGCGUUGCCGCCGCUGCUUCCAGAGCAACCUAAGAUGACACAAUCCACCAGCAUUCCCAGACUGACGGACUCUGACAGCGGUGCUCCGCUGACGAUUGAAAUCGAUCCCUAUCCGCUCGCCGAUGACAAGAUAUCGUGGCUGUGUGAUGAGGCUGUUGAGCCCAAGGAGUCUCAAGUUGGCCACGACAAGAUUGCCGAGGAUGAAGCUGAGCGGAAUUUGAAGAUGUUGCUCUCGGCAGAUGGCUUCAUCAACCUGUGCGAGGUCAAAAUUGUGCGCAAAUUUCGGCGAGGUGCGGCGGCAUCGGACGAAGACAUUCAAGAUGGCUCCGAGGUCGACUUCCAUCAAGAACUGCCAGACACUAAUCAUGCUGAUGGCGGCACGACUGAGCUAGACGAAGAUCGCGUUUUCGAGCUUGUUAUGAAGAACGACUUGGUUGUUCGUCUACAAGCCUACAAUAAAGCUGCGCGAACAGAAUGGAUGAAGCGAUUACAACUUUUGGUGACUUACUGGACUGAGCGCAUCAAAGCCGAUAUGGAUCUAUACAAAUCCACUCGUCAACAAAAUCUUCGGCAGCUAGGGAUCGACGAGAGAGCCGAAGCGCUUGUAGGACAAUUCGCCUACAAGUGGGAAGUUAAGAAAUCACUCGCCUCGCCGUCUCUCUACAACAUGUGUGGUAUCGCAGAAUGCAGACCCAUACACAUCUCCGGCACGCUAUUCCGCAAGCCCCGAAAGCACUCCACAUUCAGCCGAUGCCAUGUCAUCCUCUCGCAUGGCCACAUGCUCAUCUUUCAAGACACUCUCCGUAAACGCAGCGGAAAAACAAUCGGUCAUAUUCACCACGAGCGCAUCAGCUCGAUAUCCCUUCAAGACUCCUAUUUAUACUCCGGCCUCCUGACCGAGGGCGACCUCCUCUACCAGAACCAAACUUUUGACUCCAAUAUGCCAGGUCAUCAUUCACUCCCCCGCGUUUAUCUCGAAGACGGCUGGACAAGCACCGACGAAGAUGCCAUGACCACCUUCGUCAUCUGGCACGCUAACAGCAAAUCGUGGUUCAAGAGCGCUAACUACGUCGACGAUGUGCGCACGCAAGAAGACCAACAGCUUGAUUCUGGGAAGGUCAAGACGAAGCUCACUAGGGUGAGCCAGCUUGGCGCCACGGGUCGCAGUGUUGUCUUCAAGGCGCGGAGUCGUGCCGAAAGAGACCAUUGGGUCAUGGCCAUCCAAGCCGAAACCGAGCGCAUGGUGGCUCAUAAUGACGAAGUGCGCAUUGUCAACGGCUCUAAGGGAUCUGCUGGCCGGUGA
This is a messenger RNA of Dissoconium aciculare CBS 342.82, 2424 nucleotides long. RefSeq lists its product as uncharacterized. The transcript has a single exon. NCBI's taxonomy places the organism in Eukaryota, Fungi, Ascomycota, Dothideomycetes, Mycosphaerellales, Dissoconiaceae. Gene Ontology annotation, biological process: ascospore-type prospore membrane formation; protein localization to prospore membrane. The coding region runs from base 1 to 2424 and encodes 807 amino acids. The record is from RefSeq and is a predicted model, not a curated record. Gene Ontology annotation, cellular component: prospore membrane.